Messenger RNA from Heterotrigona itama, 5149 nucleotides. The record is from the annotation of a GenBank genome assembly. NCBI's taxonomy places the organism in Eukaryota, Metazoa, Arthropoda, Insecta, Hymenoptera, Apidae.
AUGGCUUCACCGGUAGAAGUAUGUCCUAAAGGAACGCAAUCUGGAGGAUAUAAUACUUCAAAUUUGAGUAAAUGUCUUUGAAUGACAUAUAGUGGAUGACCUUUGAUUUCGCUAAUCGUUUUAGGCAAAGGUUGUUCCAAUUCCCUGUAAUUUAAUGAAAUUGUUGAAUAAAUAAAUAUAUGUAUUAUAUUAAAUAAAUAUGCCUAAAUACUUUUGUAAUAGCAUUUCAUCUUCGGCUCUAGAAAUGGCAGUAUUUUUUUCUUUCCAAUAAGACAAGGUUUCACUCCACCAUUUUUCAUCAAUCCGCUGUUUACGUGUGACUGUAAGCCAUUGUGCACAAUAGCGUCUAGUCACGUCUUUUAAUAAACCUUCGGAAUUCCAAGCUACUACGUAUAAUACAGGCUUUGUUGCUCUUUUCUGUAACAAAACACAAUUAUUAUUACAAUGUUUGCAAAUGUGAACUAGCUAAUAAAUUACUCACAUAUACUUCAGUCACACAAUGAAUCUUUUCGUCCAUUACACUCGCACAGAUCCAACUCUCCUCUGACUCUAAAUAUAUUUCAGCCCAAAUGUCUUGCCUCCUUUUUGUUUUAUUUGUUUCAUCUUCACUAUCAGAGGAUAUUAAUUUUGUAUUCUUUUUCCUAGUGUUCUUACAACUUUGUAAUGCCUCCUCUUUAUCAUUAUUCUUUUUCAAUUUUGGUUUAGGCUGAAAUUCUGUUUCAGAAUCUGUUGAAUCUUCUAUAUAAUACUUUGAUUUUGUGUCAUCUGUUUUUGAAGAUAUGUCUGUAGAGUUCAUUGUUUUUGUAGUAUUAACUUUACGGGAUCUUAAUUGUCUUAAAUUAGACAGACCUUUUUCUUGUACUGCAGGUUGAGAUUCACCUUUAUUUUCAGUACUUUUAGUAUUUGAUUUUUUAACUCCCUUGUUUUUUGAAUGUAAAAUUUCAGCAGCCCUCCUCUUGGCUUCUAAAUUGGCAUUUUUCUUUGCCUCUGAGCUAUUCUUAAUCACAUUAGUUUUAUCGGGAACUUCUUUUUUACUUUCCUUUUUCUUUGAACUUCUCCCUUUAGUUGUAGUACUUUUACUUGUUGAUGCAGUUUCAGAUUCCUUAUUAUCUGAUUUAAACAGUGGGUUAUCAUUAUAUAUUCGAUGAGGGGGACAAAGAGAAAUAACUAGUCUACAAUUUAAACCUAAAGCUCUCAAUGUAGCAAUAUAUAGUAAUACCAAUUCUUUAUAAUUUGAGAUCUUCUUUUCCUUCAGUAUUUUUAACAAAGUUUCUUUGUCUAUUUGUUUGUUGCCAUUGCUUUCAACAGGCUCAAAUGUGAACAUAUGUUUGAACCAUUUUGUAAACUUCUCUAAAUAUGUGAGAUCUAUUCUAUUCUUUGGAUAAUUAGAAGUGGAAAUAAAUGAUAACACAUUAGCCAUUAUCUCGGGCUGAUUUAUCUGACGAUUCAAGUAAAAUCCAUAAGCCAACCAACAGAGUAAUCCUACUUUCUCCACUAAUAUUUGACUAUCUCUUAAUCGUUUCCUCAAGACUGCUUUCAGAUCUGGUUUUCCCUUUUUCUUUUUGUUAAUCAUUAAACUGGUGCCUGGUAAGACAAUCUUGACACCAUUCUUUGGAAUAGUAUAUUCGGUAGGAGGCUCGGCAUCCUCCUCAUUUUUUGCUAUUCCAUUUACAGAAAGCUUUUUAAAGGAUGAACUUACACUACUCUCACCUUGGAGCAACAGUUCGUUUAUUUCAUUAGAGGAUGUGACAUCUUUUAUAUCACUUUUCAUUUUUUGUGUCUCUUUUUUUUGCGACACAGGAUGGUCUGAAUACGGCUCUUUCUUUUCAGAGUUUUCAUCAUUGAAUUGGAGCUUUUGUGAAUGUUCUAAGUUUUUUAAAACUUGGGCGAAAAGUUCGAUAUUGCCUGCUUGAUUGACGUCCUCGAAAUCCUCGUCAUCGGUGUUUUCAUCGUCGGUGUUGAUUUUAUCCACAACCGUUGCAUCGUCGGGACUCUUUUUCGUGAAGAAGCUGGAAUUUAAAUUAAUUUUCUCUGGACCAACCAAAUAUUCAUUGCUACUAUCAGAACUAUCGUCCUCUGAUAAGCCACUCAUUUCAAAAAUGCUUUAAAGCCAAGAAUUUUUUUUAUUACAGUUUAAUUUUCACAUCGAUGUCUUACAUCAUGUUGCAACAAGUUUCUUCAUUCCAAGACAAAAUUCUGUCUUGUUCCUUCAGUUAUACUUUCUAUACAGAAAGUACAUAGUUAAUUAUACGAAUAAUAUUGAAAUCAUGUUCUUAUAUAUCAUGAAAUAUUGUUUAUUUAAGUACUAUACAAAUAUGUGAGAUUGAGAUUGAGAGUAAAUUUAAAAAUUGAUAAAAAUCGAUCUUGUUAAAAUAAAGUAGUAUCGAAUAUAUCGUUAUUAUUAUUUUAAUAACAGAUAUUUUUCAUAAUCCUUAGUACUGUUUAUAACGACUAUAUAUUUAUAUUAUACAUAUCUACUUAUUUAUUUAUAUAUUUUAUAAGAUAAUAUUUCUAUUAUCUCAAUUAUUCAAGAAAAAUUAAUAGCAUUCUUAAUCAUCGAAAAAUAUCAAAAUUGCCUUCUUAUAUAUGUCAAUCAUUUUCAUAGAUUAUAUCAAAAUUCCUCAACUGAUACUAGCAUAUUUCCAGCCUAUAAAAAAUAUUUUAUAUGAAAAAUGAAUUUUUUUCAUCUUUUUAAUGUCUAGAAUCAAGUCUGCAAAUAUACAAAUAAUUGUAACAUAAUCAUGUGUGAUUCAUGACUUAACAAAAUGUUAAUUCACUAUAAUUUUGUUAGAGGGCACAAGUGGGAUAAUGGUAGUUCACUCUUGAAAAUGUAUAAUCCAAGGCUAUCAUCUAUUUAAGCUUUCUUGAAUAAGUGUACCUCCAUUUUUCAUUUUGGAUUUCGUUGGAGAUGGAAGUGGUGAGGUAGGCGCAUUUUAUAUUUUAUAUAAUCCACAAUCAUCACGCGCUUUAUUACAAAACAUCAUAAAAAUGCAAUAUUUUUUAAGCAACUGACACUCUGGCAUAUUAUUUUUUUAUUAUAUUUUUUUUAUUUGUUACUGCUUAUUCUAAAUUUUGAUUUUGUAUGAUGAUACGCAAAUAGUCUCGUUCGUAUGAUAUAUUCUUUGAUUAUAAUCUAGAAAUAUGACUCUGAAUAUAUAUAUAUUAAUGUGUAAUUGGUUAAUUUUUAUGAUUUAAUUUAAUAAAUUAGUUUCGAUUUGUUUCUCUUCUAGAGUUAGCUUAAAACAUUAAAAUUAGUCAGAAACGUGCUUUGGAUGGUCUGUUGCUGAUCAAGUUUAGUUUCGGCUUGUUUGCAACUUUCCUGGUGAGUCUAUUAUAAUUUUGCAAGAAUAAAAUUUCUCUUAAUUUAUUGCCUGUAUUAUGUUCAUUAUGAUUUUCAAUUUUCACUUCAUGCUUCUUUAGUUAUUUUUCAUUAAUUUUGUUUCUCUCAUUAGAUUUGCAGUUAAUUUUUUAAAUUAAAUUGAAGUUUUAUUAAUAGUUUAUUUUAAAUAUGAUGACAAUAUCGCCCCAGUCUGAGCAUUAUAUGAGUGAUUUAAUUUCUGAUGAAAAUUAUAAAAAUUUGUAUUUAUUUAUUUUAUUUGUUCACGUGUAAAUUAAAUUUUUCAUUCUUUUCAGAGAAAAUAUGAAAGGAGUAAAUUUGCAAUACAUUGCAAUGAUUUCCCUUGGUAAGCAUUCUUUGUUAUUUUUAUAGAGAAUAAAAUAUAAUUUUAGAAAUUUUAGAUUUUACUUCCUUUUAUAAUCAUUUAUUUUGAUACAAUAUGAUGAAUAAUUUUACCUACCUCAGUCAAUCAGAAACAUCAUGUAGAUAUUAUAAAUCUGAAUAUUUAUUAUGUUGAAUAAUAUAAUUUUUAUUCAUUAAAUUUAGUAAAAAAUGUAUAACAAUGCACUUUUAAUUUCAGAUAGAAACAACGAAAUUGGUUGAACAUCUAAUUUUAAUGAAUACUAUGAUAUUCAUAACAUGAAUUGAGAAUAGAGGAAAUUAAACUUUGGAGAAAAAUAAUACAAAAGAGGUAAUUUGAAAAAAAAUUUAUUUUAUAUUGUAAGCUUAAAAAGUAUUUAAAAUGUUUUUAUGAUGAUUUUAAGUUAUCCCUGUCUUACAUAAAAUCAUGGUGAUUCCAUUUCCUGAUAUAUAAAUUUUAUAUUAUCAAAAGCUUAUUUAUUGAAUGUAAUUGUGAUUAAUUUCAAUUAUAUUUUUAUAGGAUAAAAUGCAUUAUGUAUGCAUCUAUGAAAAUGUUUUAACCGCAGAGGCAUUUUAAAAAAAUCAGAGAGGUAAAUAGUUUUUUUUAUUAAUAAUUACACAUUUUCAUAUUACAAUAAUUCUUUUAUUGUAGUAUGAUGUACUUAACAAGCAUAUGUCUGAAGAGAUUUGAUGUUAUGUUUUUCUGAUUACAAUUUAUUACAAUUAAAAUAUAAAAUAUAUAAUAUUUAUUUUUCAAUUAAAAAUUCUAUAUCUAUUUUUUUAUUAGGUCUCGCAGCAUUAUGAAGUGCAUCAUCAUUUUAAAUAAGGUAAAUAUAUCUGUAGAAAACUAAUAUAAUUUUAUUAAAAAAAACUGAUGAUGAUUUGAAAAUAUACGCUAAAAUGAUUUUUACUACUAUAGCAUGAUUACAACUUGCCCUCACUGAAUUGCAAUUGUUUGAUUAUAGAAUGCAAUUUUAACAAAAUUCAUGAUUUAAAAAAGUUGUUUUUUUUGUUUAUAGGUUAGAAAAGAUUAAUUACGCAGUAUAGUACAAGAAGAUAUAAGUAACAAAAAGGUAUUUCAAAUAAUUGAACAAAAAAUCCAUUUUAGUUGCUGUAGUGAUAGUUCUAAUACAUGCUAUAAAUCAUUUAAUGAUAUAAAAUUUAAUUUAUAUUGUUUCAGAUGAACUUGGAAAAGAAUGGAAUGCUAAUACAAAUUUUUUCUUGAGAUAAUGUAAUGACACACAUAUUUUUCUUUCUAAUUUCCUAACCAAAAAUUUUUAACUUUUUGUAUAUAUCUUUCUACAAUUUUUUAAGAUGGACUAAUAAAAGUAUUUGGAAAAAAGAUGCAUAUUUUUUAUUAUUUAUUUUUAUUGUAAUGUAUUAAUAAUUUUAAUUAUUAACAUAUGAAUAUGUUUAAUAAAAUAUGUAUAUAUUUGAAUGGGAUUAAAAAAC